ACGACGCAGAUUUUUUGCUCAGUUUUAAGUGGGAUUCCGUUCGGUUGCAUACGUUGGAAUAACAGCUUUCCGUUCACCGCAAAAUGACAUCACUCACGUUGCUAUACAUGUCGAUUAUAGUGCUGGUGGUUGUUAAUUUGCCCGACUCACACCAACAAGACAUAACCAAACUUCCGGACAUCGAAGGCUACAAAUUUCAUUGCAUCGAAGCAAGCGGCAUAACUGAGUCAUCGGCAAAAAAGUUGCAAAGCGGGGAGCAGAUCGUCACACCUGAUCAGCAAACAAAGUGCUACGUGCAAUGCUUCUUCCAGCGGCUUCGUUUGAUGAACGAAAAGGGUGAGGUUCAAAAGGAUAAGCUGAUAAAGUUCCUGUCCAAAGUGCUAGAUGAAUCGCAAGCUAAGGCCAUGGUGGAGAAGUGUGACACCAGGCGGACCAAUCCGUGUGAUACUGCGUACGACAUGUUCGCAUGCUACCAGAAGAAUAAAGCGAAAUUGUUCUAGACUCUAAACGCUGAAUUUCGGAUGUUAAUAAAAGUAGUUUGGUAGCCCUAA
This is a messenger RNA of Topomyia yanbarensis, 551 nucleotides long. Its product is annotated as general odorant-binding protein 56d-like. The coding region runs from base 84 to 500 and encodes 138 amino acids. The record is from RefSeq and is a predicted model, not a curated record. NCBI's taxonomy places the organism in Eukaryota, Metazoa, Arthropoda, Insecta, Diptera, Culicidae. The transcript is spliced from 3 exons. Gene Ontology annotation, biological process: sensory perception of smell. Gene Ontology annotation, molecular function: odorant binding.